This is a messenger RNA of Hydractinia symbiolongicarpus, 918 nucleotides long. RefSeq lists its product as uncharacterized. The coding region runs from base 125 to 556 and encodes 143 amino acids. Lineage: Eukaryota; Metazoa; Cnidaria; Hydrozoa; Anthoathecata; Hydractiniidae. The record is from RefSeq and is a predicted model, not a curated record. The transcript has 2 exons.
GACGAUUGAAAGUAAACAAAAAUUAAUUCAUACUAAGCAGUACACACGAUAGCACUAGAGUAACAGAUAUAAUUUAACAAUAUAUCCACUUUCAUCUGGAUUAAAGCAAACGCGAGGCAGUACGAUGAACACUUAUUUGUUAUAUGCUAUGUUGACCUGUAUCUUGAUGCAAUGGUAUUCUAUUGAAGGUCUACCUAGUGGCAACAUUCAAAUUUCUGCAAUUGGUUUUCCAAAGAAUAAUCCUGCAAGCAACGAAGUUAAUAGUCUAAAUAUCAAACAAUCGAAUAAAAAAGAUAAAAAGAAGGAAACACCCACGAAACAGCAGACGGAGCGACCAACGGAACAACGCACAGAAAAACCCACGGAACAACCCAUAGAACAACAUACGCAAGGACUCAAAACAAAACGCCUAUCAACAAAACGCACUUCGUCAUCUCCAUUGAUAUUUCGUGAUUGUGAUGAAUGCUGCAAUUACGCUAUCAAUAUAUCUUCAGGCUUUCCGCAUGAAAUUGCUUGUGUUUAUUCAUGUUGCACGGCUGUAUGUCAUCAAUGCUAAACUUAUAAAGAUAUUUUCAACACAAGUAUUGAAAACUAUGUAAAAUAAUUAAGUUUUUUCUGUCUUAUUUUAAAGGGUUGGAUUGAAGGAACUGCUUGAGCUGCGUGGGUUAGUAAGUACAAGUAAAACAAAAUGAACAAAUCUUUAGAUAAUUUAUGGCUACAUUGUAUAGAUUCGUCGUUCCACUUAUUUCGAAUAUUUUCAAAUAUUUUGAUACGUAUGUACAUUCAUAGUACGGCGCCUAUUUGGCUAUUUGGUUAGUGUAAAGUACAAAUAUGGUUAACAGGCUACAUGUUUUUGGUAUUAUUGUACGGUUUAAUUUGACAUGCAUCAGUCUAAUGGGGUUAAUAUAUUUCACACAA